AUGGAUAGUGAAAGAGAAUCGGCAUUGCCGCCUCAUGUAUUCAUAUUCCCCUUACCAAUUCAAGGGCCAGUCAACUGUAUGCUAAAACUUACAGAGCUCUUCUGUAUUAAUGGCCUGAAAGUAACUUUCCUAAACUCACAACACAUCCAACGUUGUUUAUCAAGCUGCACUAAUACUGAAUCAUACUUUCAACGCUAUCCCAAUUUUCGAUUUGAAACCGUGCCGGAUGGCCUUCCCGAAGACAAUCCCCGCACAGUCAAUGAAUUUUUCGAGAUGUUGGAUUCUAUGAAAGCUGUGGGUGUGCCACUAUUUCGGGAAAUGGUAACUUCUGGUCCUUAUGGUCCCAACUCUGAGAACCCAAUCACUUGCAUGGUGGCCGAUGGAGCAUUCUGCUUUGCAGUUGAUAUUGCUAAACAGAUUGGGGUUCCGCUCCUUUAUUUCGAUACUAUUAGCCCUUGUUGUCUAUGGACUUAUCCCUGCCUUCCCAAAUUCAUUGAAGCUGACGAGUUUCCUUUCAAAG
Olea europaea var. sylvestris is the source of this 520-nucleotide messenger RNA. RefSeq names its product 7-deoxyloganetic acid glucosyltransferase-like. The annotation marks the transcript as partial. The record is from RefSeq and is a predicted model, not a curated record. The transcript has a single exon. Lineage: Eukaryota; Viridiplantae; Streptophyta; Magnoliopsida; Lamiales; Oleaceae.